Protobothrops mucrosquamatus (brown spotted pit viper) is the source of this 2021-nucleotide messenger RNA. It is a transcript of the gene GPD1, whose product is annotated as glycerol-3-phosphate dehydrogenase 1. The record is from RefSeq and is a predicted model, not a curated record. Gene Ontology annotation, biological process: carbohydrate metabolic process; glycerol-3-phosphate catabolic process. The transcript has 8 exons. Lineage: Eukaryota; Metazoa; Chordata; Lepidosauria; Squamata; Viperidae. Bases 16 to 1104 code for a protein of 362 amino acids. Gene Ontology annotation, molecular function: protein homodimerization activity; NAD binding; glycerol-3-phosphate dehydrogenase [NAD(P)+] activity. Gene Ontology annotation, cellular component: cytosol; glycerol-3-phosphate dehydrogenase (FAD) complex.
UUUACAGGACGCGGAAUGAACCUGAAGAAACGAGGGGCUCCCCGUUCCGAAGUGCGGCUGUGCCGGGAGUCCCACCUGUCAGACCGACUCGGAAGGGGUUCAGCAAUUGCCAAGAUUGUGGGCAGCAACGCAGCCAGACUGGAUAUGUUUGACACCACUGUGAAGAUGUGGGUGUUUGAAGAGGAGAUUGCUGGCCGGAAGCUCACCGAGAUCAUCAACACGCAGCAUGAGAACGUCAAGUAUUUGCCCGGCCAUAAACUUCCGCCCAACGUGGUGGCUGUGCCUGAUGUAUUAAAAGCUUCCACUGAUGCAGACAUCCUCAUUUUUGUGGUGCCCCAUCAAUUCAUCGGGAAGCUCUGUGAACAGAUGAAGGGACAUAUCAAGAAAGAAGCAAUAGGCAUCUCGCUCAUCAAGGGUGUGGACGAAGGUCCUGAUGGGCUGAAGCUGAUCUCAGACAUCAUCCGUGAGCAGCUAAGCAUUGAAAUGAGUGUGCUGAUGGGAGCCAAUAUAGCCAAUGAAGUGGCAGAUGAGAAGUUCUGUGAGACCACCAUUGGCUGCAAGAACGUACAGCAUGGACAGAUUCUGAAGGAACUGAUGCAAACGCCCAACUUCCGAAUCACGGUGGUACAGGAAGCAGACACAGUAGAGAUCUGUGGUGCCCUCAAGAAUGUGGUGGCUGUUGGAGCUGGGUUCUGUGAUGGGUUGGGCUUUGGAGACAACACCAAGGCGGCUGUCAUCCGUCUGGGCCUGAUGGAGAUGAUUGCCUUUGCCAAGCUCUUUUGCAAGGGCCCUGUCACUUCUUCCACCUUCCUGGAGAGCUGUGGGAUUGCUGAUCUAAUUACCACCUGCUAUGGAGGCCGUAACCGUAAAGUAGCCGAGGCGUUUGCCAAGACUGGCAAGUCUAUCGAGCAACUGGAAAAUGAGAUGCUCCAUGGACAGAAACUGCAGGGUCCUCAGACAUCAGCAGAGCUGCAUCACAUUCUGAAGCACAGGAAUCUGACGGACAAAUUCCCACUCUUCACUGCUGUCUAUGAGAUCUGCUACAAAAACAAGCCUGUUUCUGAGUUCAUUACAUGUCUUCAGGACCACCCUGAGCAUUUGUGACUGCCUUUAACUUCUCUCCAGCAAGGAGUAGAAAGAUCUCUCCCUACCAACUUCACGACUGCCACCCCAAGAAGGGAAAAGAACCAACACAGACCAUGGCAGUCCAAAGCAAAGCAUGGUUGCAAGGCAUCCAGUGCUCACCAGCCAUAGAACUCUGGAUCAAAGGAGGAGAUUUCUGUCCUUUACCAGGCCCGACUUCUGUAUCUGCUGAAUUGUCCAGGCUUACAAUCCUGCCUGUCCCAUUAGCUCUCACUUCUUGUUAGAGUAACCCCCCACCCUUCCUCUUGUAAUAUCUACAGCAGCCAAAGCUUUGGCUUUUGUCUUCUCUUAAAGAAACGUUUCCUUGCGCUGCCUCAUCUCUGUUCCAUUUCUCUGACCUGAGUCUAACAGGGUUCAAACUAGAUUCUUGAUAGUUUGCGCCUCAGAUCAGAAGUACUGUACCAGCCAUAUUUUAACACUAAUUUCAGGGUUCUUUUCUCAAGACCAGGCAAGAUCUCAGCAUUCUUGAUAUCCAUAGCUAUGGGAAAGAUUGUCGUGAAUGUGAAUCUUGUUAUUUUGGAGAAUAAAUCUUAAAAUGAGAAAUGUUUGAUUGAUGGCCUCUGGAUUAUAUACAGGCCAAGACUGAGGGAAUGAUACUGAAAUAUCCACAGCAUGGAUUUUGAAAGGACAAGAGGAAGAAUCAAUAUAGAAGGAACACUUCAGCAUUAGAAUUGUAGUUCAUCUUUAUACAGGUGCUCAAACUGUCUUUUAUACGAAAAAUGGGAAAGUGAAGGAAAGGCAUUUGGCAAGUUAAUGGGUGUCCUCUUCAGUGAGCAUGUGAAAAUAGCCCUAACAUGUAUUUCUGGAGGCUGAAAUCACAUAUACAUACAUACAUACCUUUGAGAAUGUCCUAUUAAAUACAGUAAGUCUUAAAAAUG